This is a messenger RNA of Dermacentor andersoni, 1209 nucleotides long. RefSeq lists its product as uncharacterized. NCBI's taxonomy places the organism in Eukaryota, Metazoa, Arthropoda, Arachnida, Ixodida, Ixodidae. The record is from RefSeq and is a predicted model, not a curated record.
AAAGGCAGUGGACACGGCAACACUGCCGUGGCAAUGUCACCGACUUUCCCGCUCCUUGUGCAGGCUCUGGCUGGGUGCUUUUGGAUCAGCGCUGCUGCAACUUUCACGGUGGAUGGACGCUGCCAGCUUGCCUCGCCUUUGACCUUGCUGGAUUGCAUCUUAGGCGCACCCUUCGGUGAUCCCGUCACAUCGCGGCUGCCACACGUGGACUAUGGCUACAGCGCAUCAUCGACACGCACCGUGACGUCACCUGACUAUCUCGGACCUGCUGCCUUUCUGGCUUUAAAAGGGACGCCCAUUUCAGCAAACACCAGUGGACACGGCAACACUGCCGUGGCAAUGUCACCGACUUUCCCGCUCCUUGUGCAGGUUGGUGAUCGAAAAUAUGGCUUUCGCAGUGAUUUUCUAUGCUUAGUCGUGUUGCCGUGUCCACAUACUCUCUUAUGCUGUGUAUCUGAGUGUUUUUCCGUUGCUCGUUUGCUAAUGGCCCGCUCGGGAGAUGUUGAGGAAAAUCCCGGUCCUAUCACUGAAGAAAUGUUUAACGAGAUGAUUAAGACACAGAGGGCGGUCUUGGAAAAGGUAACUGAUAUUGAAAAAAAUCAAGCAUCUUUCGAGGCUCGUGUGGAGGGCAGGCUUUUGAAAAUAGAGGAAAGAUUAGAGAUCUUGGGCGAAGCCCCAACCAGGCUUGCUAACCUUGAGAAUAAUGCUCUCGUCAAACGAAUUGACGACCUUGAAAAUCGCUCGCGGAGAAAUAACCUCAUUAUCAGAGGGAUAAGGGAAGAUGUGAAUGAAACUGAAGAGGCAUUACGUAAGAAGGUCAAUGUUGAUGUUUUUCAUACAGUCUUAAAGCUAAAAAUUGAUUCAGUCGAACGGAUUCAUCGCUUAGGAAAGCGACAGAAUGGUAAAGAUCGGGCAAUCAUUUUGAGACUCUCAGAUUUCCGUGAUAAAACCAAAAUCCUGCGAAACUGCUUUAUGCUCCGGGGCAAGGACAUCAGCAUUAACGAAGACUUUUCUAAACGAAUUGCCGAGAUCCGCAAACAGCUAUGGAACUCUAGUUCUGAGGAGAGGAAAAGGGGGAUCAAGGUGAAACUUAUGUUUGACAAGAUGAAAAUAAAUGAUGUGGUGUAUGGCUGGAAUGAGGAUACCAAUUUGAGGUACAUAUGUAAGGCACCCUCCGAAAGAGAUGACAAGCACGGUAACAACGAUUGA